ACCUCAGAAACACCACAAACCUACAACUCCCCCAACCUCUUUACAUAUCGAAACGAAUUUCCUAAACGUCGAUUUUCCGUACGAAGCGUAUAGCCCUUUUUCUUUUCUACAUCGGCUUACUGCAUUGGCCAACCUAAAAGGGAGUUUUGGGAUACUUGAGCAUUUUCUAACAUGGGAUUUGGAAGGACAAUGAAAAUGAUUGUAUGGUGUGUGGCUAUUGAACUCCCACUACGCUUCCCAAGAAUUUCCUCCUUCACUUCUUUCCAUGUUUUGUGUACUCCCCGUGGUCUUCUGUUUACAUAUCUUACCCGAAUGGAAAUGGGCAGCCAAGAACUGCUACCAUAUUCAAAGUGCCAUCCUCCAAUCUACCAUUUACCUAUCUUGCUUAGCAGUGCCACCAUUAAGCCCAUCCAUCAAGGUGUUUUGACUCGUCGUCGUCGCCUUUGCGCCAUUUUUCUCGGUCUGGUGUCCUCGGGCUCCGUGAACCGGCUAUCUCGGCUAGUGGUGACCCUGUCGUCCGGACAGAUGUCGCUGAAGCCGUCAAUCUCUUGAACAGUUAUUAUUCCCCGAUGGCAUAGUUUGCGAUUCCCCAUCAUCGCUUCUCAUCGAACUCUACAAAGCGUACGCGUCCCUCUGUUCCUUGGA
Aureobasidium subglaciale EXF-2481 is the source of this 645-nucleotide messenger RNA. RefSeq lists its product as uncharacterized. The record is from RefSeq and is a predicted model, not a curated record. Lineage: Eukaryota; Fungi; Ascomycota; Dothideomycetes; Dothideales; Saccotheciaceae. Bases 172 to 552 code for a protein of 126 amino acids. The transcript has a single exon.